AUGGAGCCUCAGGUGCUCCAGAACUUCCACCUGGACUGCGAGGCUGUUGUCAAUUGCAUGGUGAACAUGGAGUUGUAUGCCAGCUAUGUCUACUUGUCCAUUUCCGGCUACUUUGACUGUGAUGAUGUGGCCUUGAGGCAUGUGGUCCAGUUCCUGAAGGAGCAGUCCCAUGAGGAGAGAGAGUAUGCAGAGAAGUUUCUGACCUACCAGAACAAAGGUGAAUAUGUAGAACUGGGCAGGGAAAUCCUCAUGACCAGAAACUAUCCUGGGCAGGAUCCAGCUAUUGCCAAACAUUUUGAUAGGUCCCUAAUUGUUUCUCAGUGGAUUAACUGGAGCCAUAGGAAUCGCUGGACCUUCGAGAAGCUGUGUGACAUCCUGGAGUCAGACUUCCUGGAGGAGCAGGUGAAGGCCAUUAAGCAGCUGGGAGACCACCUCACCAAUCUGAAGCGCCUGGGAGUGUCCCAGAACAGCAUGGGAGAGUACCUGUUUGACCAGCUCAUCCUGGGGGAGAGCAGUGAAUGA
Pelodiscus sinensis (Chinese soft-shelled turtle) is the source of this 522-nucleotide messenger RNA. The record is from RefSeq and is a predicted model, not a curated record. Lineage: Eukaryota; Metazoa; Chordata; Testudines; Trionychidae.